Molecule: messenger RNA, 312 nt
Organism: Cricetulus griseus (Chinese hamster)
Lineage: Eukaryota; Metazoa; Chordata; Mammalia; Rodentia; Cricetidae
Source: RefSeq, a predicted model, not a curated record
AUGCACCAGGGUAGUCAUAUCACAAGUCAUAAUGGCACUUGUGGCAGGUUCAUCUCUGGGGAGAAAUUUGAGGAUGAAAACUUCAUCUUGAGCAUUCAGAUCCUGGCAUCUUGUCCAUGGAAAAUGCUGGGCCAAUCACAAAUGGUUCCCAACUUUUUACCUUCACUGCCAAGACUGAGUGGCUGGAUGGAAAACGUAGUCUUUGGGAAGGUGAAAGAAGGCAUGGACAUCAUGGAAGCCAUGGAGCAUUUAGGGUCCAGAAACGGUAAGACCAACAAGAAGAUCACCAUCUUCCACUUUGGACAACUGUAA